This is a messenger RNA of Octopus bimaculoides (California two-spot octopus), 2324 nucleotides long. Its product is annotated as phosphatidylinositol 3,4,5-trisphosphate 3-phosphatase and dual-specificity protein phosphatase PTEN. Gene Ontology annotation, biological process: protein dephosphorylation; cell motility; phosphatidylinositol dephosphorylation. Gene Ontology annotation, molecular function: phosphatidylinositol-3,4,5-trisphosphate 3-phosphatase activity; protein tyrosine phosphatase activity. The record is from RefSeq and is a predicted model, not a curated record. NCBI's taxonomy places the organism in Eukaryota, Metazoa, Mollusca, Cephalopoda, Octopoda, Octopodidae. Gene Ontology annotation, cellular component: nucleus; plasma membrane; cytosol.
AGGUUACAUUACGAAAUGUUUGUAUCAAUUAUGAAAUGUUUGCUAAUAAUUAUGACAUGUUGGCAACGAAUUAAGAUAUGUUCCCUUCUAUUUUUUUUUUUCUUCUUCUCCCCUUUCAGGUGUUCUGAACGCAAGUACGAUGCCAAUAAAUUUCACAAGCGUGUUGCGUCUUUUCCAUUUGAUGACCAUUGUCCACCUGAAGUGGAGCUUAUCCGAUCCUUCUGUCACGAUCUUGACCAGUGGCUUUCAAAAGAUGAACAAAAUGUUGGCGCAAUACACUGUAAAGCCGGAAAGGGUAGAACUGGGGUGAUGAUUUGUUCCUACUUACUACACCGACAGAAAUUCUGUAGUGCCAAAGAGGCAUUAGAUUUUUACGGAGACACUCGUACUUGUGAUAAAAAGGGUGUAACGAUCCCGAGUCAGAGACGUUAUGUGGAAUAUUAUGAAUUUUUAUUGAAAAACAGCAUCGUUUAUAAACCUGUAAUACUGCUUUUACAAAAUAUACGUUUUGAAACUGUUCCAAUGUUCACUAAUGGAUCCUGCUCUCCAUACUUUGUAAUCUACCACUCCAAAAUUAGAUUGUGUGCCUCCCAAGUAUAUGAACAGGUGAAAAAAGGCAUCUGUUUUUUUGAUAUGGAACUUCAUAAGCAGCAGCCAGUCUGCAGUGAUAUAAAGAUAGAAUUUUUUAAUAAGCCUAAACGAAUGAAAAAGGUAAGACUUCCUGACGGUCAGUUUUUUUUCCACUUCAUGAUUAAUUGUCUUACCUGUUAUUUUUUUUUUUCUCUACAUCAGGUGAAACUAUACUUCAGUACUUGUAAUCAGAACACAACUUUCGACUCAGUGCCAAUGAAGAGUAGAAGCACAGAGAACUUACCGUCCCACCAGACCAAGCAUGAUCCGACGCUGAAUCCAAGCACGUCUAGCAACGUCCCACAGAGCCGCAGCGUCGUCAGCAGCAUGAAUUCUCUAAGCAUGAACGAGCGAACGUCGAACGUGUUCAACUCACAUCGGACGAACAUGAGCACGUGUUCGAGCGUCGGACUGGGCAGCGAUGGCACAUCCAUCACGGGCAGCACAGAUGCGAUGUCGGCUGACAGCCUUAGCGACAACGACGAGGUGAUCGACGAGAAUCUAUCGGACACUGAAAGCGACGAUGAAUGGGAAGGUUUGGAAACAACCCAGGUGUGAUAUUUAGUGGUGCGAUGGAGGUGAAAGCGAGAGCAUUGUACAAAUCCCAUAACGAUAAACAAGGAGUUGAUAUAAAAAAAAAAAAAGGAAUGAGUUAUAAAUAAUAAUAAUAAUGACAAUGAUAAAAUGAGAAAGUUAAAGAAAAACACUACAGAAACCGUUAUUUGGCGGCAGUGAAACGUGCCAAAGUUAGCACAACCACUCACAGAUAUGUGAAAAUAUCUGAUUAGAGAGUGGAUGGUCCAAUUAAAUAAAAAAAAACAAAACAGAAAACAAAACAAAACAAGGAAAUAAGCAACAAAAAAAAAGGAAGAAAAAAGAAAUAAUUUUUAUUUUUAAUUUUUAAAAAAUUUUUAAAGCUAAAAAAAAAAUUUUUUUUUUCUCUUUUUUUUCCAUUUUUUUUUUGUUUUUUUGUAAAAAAAAUAAUAUAAUAAUAAUUCCUUAUCCGACAUAUGUGUUUGUAGGUCGGACACAGCAGCAUGUUAUCUGAGUGUGUGUGUAUGUAUGUACGUAUGUGUGUGUGUGCGCGCACGUGUGUAUAUUAGAGAGUGAGAGAGCGCAGCCAUUGGUGCAUUGGUGUGUAUUGAAUAUGCGAUAAUUGGAUGACCAGUUAUAUAGACAUAUACUAAUAUGUAUGCAUUCAUAUGUAUUUGUAUAUAUACACAUAUAAGCUUGUAUAUGUGCAUGUGUAUCUAAUAUAUAUAUAUAUAUAUAUAUAAUUUACACACACACUUGUAUAUACUUAUGUGUAUAUAAAUAUUCCGGUGUGUGUGUGUGUGUGCGUGCGUGCGCGCAUUUGCUUGCAUUUAUGCAUAUAUAGACCAGACGUGUGUAUAUAUAAACGUGCAUGUCUAUACACACACACACACACACAUACGUGUACAUGCAUUUGUAUGAAAUUACAUAUAUAUUCCUGUAUAUAUAAAAUGCACACACACACACAUACAUAUGCGUUUGUGUGUGUGUGUGUGUGUAAGGCGUACGAGAUUGAGAGACGAAGAGAGCUGGAGACGAGAAAGUAAUCAACCACCCCCGUCCCAUCACAGUGGACUGAACCACACCUCCUGCGCCCACCCACAACCUCUCUGUCCCCCCACCUCCCCCCUGAAGACAUCCUCCACAAAAAAAAAACACAA